AUGCCUGAGCUUCUGGUCACUUUCCUGGGCCAGAAUACUGAGCGAGCUCGAACAAAAGACAUUAUCGAGGUGAUUCGAUUUCUAAAGAGCUACGGAUUCUGCUUACCUUACCGGGUAAACAUGGCAGCACAGAGGAUGUUCCAUCAUGAUGAAAGAGAUGUCAGGCGCUUUAUCUAUACGCCGUUUGAUGUGGCUUUGCGACCACACUGCCCUAAGGACUUCUUGGAAAUCGUGCUUGAGGAAUAUAAACGACGCGGAGUGUCUCUCAAAGUCACUUAUGACAGACUACCAAGCCAAGUAGAGAAAUGGACAGGGUUUCACUGGUAUGGCGGGGAUGAUGAUUGGUGGGGUAACAAAACGAAUAUAGGGAACGUGACAUGGAGUUUGUUCCUAGGAAUCAUGGAUUCUUUAAUGAUCUGGAAAGAAUCGUACUUGGGCGAGGUCACCCAUGGAUUCCAAGAGAAGAUCCAGCUACUGGUGGACUAUGAGGCGGUCGACUCGAAUGAACUGCUUGCCUUGCAGUGUAUCCUGGAAGCCCUGAAAGGUAUCACCUCAAAGGCUCAAAGACUUGGAGGAUUUGAUGAGGAGCGUGACGCGAAGGAGUGCUGGCACCGGCUGUGUGAAGCUGUAAGCCGCUCGGCGCUGCAUCUUGGCAGAGAUGAUACUGAAGCCUUCCCUACUGGCCCCUCUCUCCACAGCUUUAUCCUCGAAGAUCAGUGGAACCCAUGGAGCUUAUGGUUUAACUAUGAGUUACAGAAACCCAACUUCAGGGCCCAGAUGUCUUUUUCCUGGAUGCAGCAUGAUUGGUGGAAGUUGGAACAGGAUGAGAAGGGGAUUUGGUAUGAUUCUCAAUGGAACUCCCUACACCAGUACGAUCUUAGCAGCCGCACUCUGCCCAAAUGGCAGCGUGUGAACUUUGAUAAGUACGUGGCUAUGGUAGAAGAACGGUGGCUGAAGCUCAACCCGUAUUAUUCUAUAUCCACAAGCCAGGAUUCUAGCGGUAAGCUGUAA
Messenger RNA from Fusarium tjaetaba, 1011 nucleotides. RefSeq lists its product as uncharacterized. The transcript has a single exon. The coding region runs from base 1 to 1011 and encodes 336 amino acids. NCBI's taxonomy places the organism in Eukaryota, Fungi, Ascomycota, Sordariomycetes, Hypocreales, Nectriaceae. The record is from RefSeq and is a predicted model, not a curated record.